GACCGAUCGAUCAACAUGGCUACAAACACCCGGUCCGCGAGCUUGCUGCUGCGCUUGACGAUGGUGAUCACCAUUGUGCCGCACCUCCAGCUGUUCUCACUUGCAGCUGCAGCGCCGCCACGCAGCAACGAGACCAGAGACGGCGGCGGCGGCGGCAAGACGCUCAGCUUCACCCUGUACCAGCAAGAGACCAUCAACAAGACCGGCUACAUGGUCGUCGACGGCGUGGCGGGCGCCGGGGUCAGCCAGACCACCACGCCCUUCGGCACCGUCUACGUCUUCCGCGACAACCUGACGGUGCACGCCGACGGGGCCUCCGCGGUGGCCGGCGUGGCGGAGGGGACGUCCAUCACGACCAGCCUCGACGGGCUGAUGAGCCUGUCGCUGGCCAAGAUCACGAUCCACCACCGCGGCCACCGGGGCUCCGUGUCCGUCCUCGGGGGAACCCACAACACCAGGCCGUCUGACAACCCGGUGGUGGGCGGCACCGGUGACUUCGCGUACGCCUUGGGCUACGUCCGGUCGUCGCCGGUGGACCUGCGGGGAUCGACGGUCACGUACAAGAUGGAGCUCCAGUUGUACUGGCCCCCGUACGCCCCUUACGCUCCAACUCCGCAGUAGCCAUCGCCUCCGGCCAUUAUACAUGUAUGUACGAUGAACCACUGCCAACUCCGCAGUAGCCAUCGUCCCCGACUCCCCGUUACAUACAUGCAUGUACUAUUAAACCACUGCCAGCAGAUAUACGGUUUAAAACGGAGCAGUAGCAGGUUCUCUGCUACUGCUUGAUCUCUCGCUUUCCCCGUGCUUUUGUGGGAAAUUGUUAUUUCUAUUAUAAAAGCAAUGUAAAGGGCUAUACCAUUUUACAUAAAAAGAGAUUCCUUGAAAUGCAUCGUCGAUAAUGACGCGUAGCCAAGCCCAAGGUGCCCGGCGGCCGCCUGGGCCAUGGCACCUGAUCUCUUCGUUGACUUUAGCGCCCUCGACACUACAAGUAUAAUAAGGUACAGUCAGUAGAAUAUAAGGAUUAAACUAUCAUAUUUGUGCCGAGUUGGUUGAGAGAGAGAA
Molecule: messenger RNA, 1062 nt
Organism: Aegilops tauschii subsp. strangulata
Lineage: Eukaryota; Viridiplantae; Streptophyta; Magnoliopsida; Poales; Poaceae
Product: dirigent protein 23
Source: RefSeq, a predicted model, not a curated record